CCAAAGAAAAUAAACUUAAAAAUUAAGUCUCCAGAUGAUAAGAUUAAAGAAAAUGGCAUCCAGUCCAGCAGCCGGGGGGGCGUAGAGCUGUUCCCAAACUAGCACGACGGCUACCUGAUUACCUACCCACUUGGGGCCCAGUAUAGCUGUCCUUGUAGAAUUCCCCUGCCCUUUAUUAACGACGCCCAACUCUGUUCUGGCCGUCGUUCUGUUCUCUGCCGCUUUUGCACAAACAGAUAGCGGACCAACAGACAGACGAUGCGACGAGAAGAAGAAGAAGAAGAAGUGGCAGCUGCAGUCAUGGCAGAAGAGGAGGAAAACGAACCUUUCUGCUUGGCUGCACCCAGCUUCCGGGCGCCCUUCGUCGCCCUGUACGAGUCGCCGCCGCUUGACGACGGCGGAUCGGAUUUCGUCUUCGACGACGACGACGACUUCGAGUUCGUGGCCAAGGAUCCGGAGACCCGCACGGGCCUCACUGCCGAGGAUAUUUUCUCCACCCGCCAGAUUUGCCCCGUCUACCCCGUCUUCGGCCGUGUCGUCGCCGCAGAGAAACCCUGCGAAUCGCCGGUGGAUGAGGAAACCGAACCGGGCCAAGGAACUCUUCUGCAGCUCUUGAUGGAGGACCGGACGGAUAAUCCCGGCCCCACGUUGUCGUUGUCGUCGUCGUCGUCGUCGUCUUCCGCUUCUUCGAGGACGGAUGAGCUGGAGGGGGUCCCGCCGGCGAGCUACUGCGUGUGGACCCGUAGCCCAUCGGCGUCUCCAUCGCCGCCGCGCUGCAAGAAAAGCGGCUCCACGGGGUCGUCACUGAGGUGGCGGCUGCGGGAUCUGGUGGUCGGACGGAGCCAGAGCGACGGGAAGGAGAAGUUUGUGUUCCUCGCCGCGGAGGAAAAGAAGGGCAAGGAAAGCCCUAGCCGCGAGACCAAGCGCGCCGAUCCGGCGAACAAGAAGGAGAAAGCCGAUGCGGGAGCGAAAGUGGUAAAGGAAGCGGCGGGGAUGGACCUAGUCACAGCUCAUCGGAUUUUUUACCGGAAAGGACUGCCGGGAAAGGGCGGCGCCGGCCGGCGAUCGUUCCUUCCAUACAAGCGGGAUUUGAUCGGCUUCUUCGCGAGUGUGAACGGGCUGGCCCGGACUCACCACCCGUUUUGAUUUUUGAGUUUUUCGGUUAAUUAUUUUUCUAAUUUUAUUCGGUAAAAAAAUAAAAGGAAGAUAAAUAAGCAAAACAAGAAUUGUUUGUUUAUUAUUAUUUGAAAUAUCAAAGCAUAGGGCCACAGAAAACUUCCACCGUU
This is a messenger RNA of Zingiber officinale, 1286 nucleotides long. RefSeq lists its product as uncharacterized. Bases 259 to 1146 code for a protein of 295 amino acids. NCBI's taxonomy places the organism in Eukaryota, Viridiplantae, Streptophyta, Magnoliopsida, Zingiberales, Zingiberaceae. The record is from RefSeq and is a predicted model, not a curated record. The transcript has a single exon.